AUGACACACAUCAAUCAGUAUAAUACCGUGUUUGUCGUUUGUAUCAAUGUGAUCACCGUUAUUGUUGUCGAUAUAUGCAAUCAGCACAAUGGGUACAGUGUAUGCAGACUACCAGAAGAUCGCAUAGUGAUCUUCAACAUAUUGCCUGAACUGUGUGUAGCAGGACACGAUCAAAUGGAUUGGGUGGUUCAUCAGAUGUAUCAUCAUCAAGUGUAUACAAUGCGACUCGCUGCUGUAUCACAUCAGCUAGUCGAUUUCAAGGUAUAUCCGAGUCGAGAUCAGUUGCAUCGUCACGAAUCGGAACCAGUUUGGAUGGUGGAAGUGGAUCACGUAUAUGCCAGUACUGCCAUUACUGCAAGUCAAGUAAAUGUCCACUAUCGUCCAUAG
Molecule: messenger RNA, 387 nt
Organism: Batrachochytrium dendrobatidis JAM81
Lineage: Eukaryota; Fungi; Chytridiomycota; Chytridiomycetes; Rhizophydiales
Exons: 2
Coding region: 1-387 (128 amino acids)
Source: RefSeq, a predicted model, not a curated record